AUGACAUUCUGGCGCUUAUCUUCUCCCGACCCAUCUGUCUGUCCUCGCUGUCAGAAAGUGCCAUGGCAGAAAUUAACAAACCCGAAAUACAACGAAAAAGGACCAAUCAUGAUGUUGCCCGAAUCCCACGAGCAACUCAAAUCUUCAAACUGCCGUAUCUGCCGCCUUCUUGCGGACACCAAGACUCCGUCAUUAGAUGGAAAAGAUUGUGAACUAAGACUAACCCCAGCUCUUUAUCAUUUAUGCAAACCGAAAUGGUCGACAGACAUCCGCGAUAGCAGCAACCUCAUAAUCGUUAGCUAUAAUCCUGAAUCCCCAAUCCAGGUAUCUCGACCCGGCCAAGUUUUCAAGUAUGGGUUCCAGCGUAUAGAUCCUGAUACUGUUUCAUUUCAAAAGCUGCAGGAAUGUGUGUUGUAUUGCCACCAGAAUCAUGCUGAUAUUUGUACUCGACCAACCCUUGCGCCAGCGUCUCGCUUCCGAGUGAUUGAUUGCAACCACUCGAAACAAAUAGUUGUUUCCGCACCUAUGGCAUGCAAAUAUGCGGCUCUUUCAUAUGUUUGGGGUAGUAAUCCACAUGGUAUUCUUCUCGGAAACAAAUACUCACAGGUGGUUAUCGAUGCCAUCAAAGUCACCAUAUCGAUGAAACUUCGAUACCUUUGGGUCGACCGCCAUUGCAUUAACCAGAACGACGAAGCAGACAAGAGCUAUCAAAUAUCUCAGAUGGGCAAUAUUUAUGCGAAUGCAGAAAUCACAAUCAUUGCUGCUGCAGGGACGGACCCUACCUACGGUCUUCCCGGAAUAAGCAGACCCCGAAAACAACAAUCAAGCGAAGUCAUCAAUGGCGUAAUCAUCCUGGGGGGAUUACCUCAUCCCGGCGAUCAACUGAAGGAGUCCGCUUGGGCAAGUCGUGGUUGGACAUAUCAAGAAGGGUUCUUAUCACCAAGAAGACUUAUCUUCACCGAUUAUGAAGUAUCGUACCUCUGCGAUGCAACGUGCCUAGCCGAGCAUUACAAAAUCCCAAUAGACAUGAUAUUGGAAAGUUCCAUUUAUUCUUGCCAGCCAUUUAUGCUGCCUCAAUUCAAAGAUCCCUGGUCCAUAGAUGAAGAUAACAUCAGUAUAGUCCACCAGGUGAUAAUGGAAUACAGCCGGAGACAACUGGGCUACCCUGCAGAUGCAUUGCGUGCCAUGAGCGGCGUUAUACAGCUCCUGGAAUUGAAAGGCAUUGUUUUUAUUUGGGGAGUUGCCAUAUAUGAAAGAGUACCUAUGAUAUACUGGUACCAUAACCAUCCAACGAAAAGACGCCCUAACUUCCCUAGCUGGUCAUUCCUUGGCUGGGAUGGCCCCAUUGAAGUGCGCCGCUACAUGACCCGGCGCGAAGAGGUACCAUUCAAAGUAUCGUUAGGGGAUAGAGAAAAUUUGAUUUUCGACAUAAAUCUCAUAGCUGCCACCAAACUGAAGGGACUUGGGGAAAAUGCACCUCGGUAUUUGCACUUAACAGGCUUUGUAGUUGAUCUACCACUUGAAAACAUCCAGCAGACAGAGCCAGUGCAGAACCUAGGCCGAAAGAUUAUCUACCACCACACUGCCGUAUCUGUGCGGGAUACAGCACCCUGCAGCGGAGUAUAUGCGUCUCUAAAGAUAUGCCCUGGCCUUCGCAUCCUAGCUAAAGCUGAUAUUGAUGAGAGCAAUUUUACGACGUGCCCCGUGGUCGGAUUCCUCCUUGCAUCGAGUCCGGAACCGGUUUAUUUAUUUCAUGAAUCUAUAUCUAGGGCGGACUUCUUGUUAUUAAGACAUAACGGCACAUAUUACGAAAGGAUUGGCUAUUUAUCGUGGCGAUUAAAACUACCGUUGGGGUCCACGCAGAUAUAUCUAACUUAUGACUAUAGAUAUCCCGUAUAUUUUAUUGUGUCUGAUGAUGUAUCAGAUGAAAUAACGAUUCCUGACAAGAGGCCAUUAUGGCUGGAGGAAGCUGAAAAGAAGACCGUUGUGGUAGGAUAA
Daldinia vernicosa is the source of this 1998-nucleotide messenger RNA. RefSeq names its product HET-domain-containing protein. The transcript has 2 exons. NCBI's taxonomy places the organism in Eukaryota, Fungi, Ascomycota, Sordariomycetes, Xylariales, Hypoxylaceae. Bases 1 to 1998 code for a protein of 665 amino acids. The record is from RefSeq and is a predicted model, not a curated record.